Molecule: messenger RNA, 432 nt
Organism: Debaryomyces hansenii CBS767
Lineage: Eukaryota; Fungi; Ascomycota; Pichiomycetes; Serinales; Debaryomycetaceae
Exons: 1
Coding region: 1-432 (143 amino acids)
Source: RefSeq, a predicted model, not a curated record
AUGUCUACUAAUAAGUCAAAUAAAGAAGCGUCUGAACAGAAUAGCAUACCACAAUCCACUGCAGAAACGAAUUCACAAUCCGACGUGGAAUCAACCUCAGCUGACAAUGGUGCUCCUCUGACGGAACAGCAACAAUCUAUCAUGAAUUUAUUUAGGAACGCUUUAAAUCCUAAUGGCGAAAACCCCCAAGUUGAUGAAUAUCUUACAAGCACAUUCGGCUAUUUGCAAAAUGUAUUCAAUAAGAUGCAGACGGCUGAAGACAAGGAUGCUACGGCGGAAGAAAUUGCGCAAGAUUUAACUGAUAGAUUUGAUAAGUGGAUUUCUGAGAGAGAGAACAAGAAAAAGGAUUCUGAUAAGAAGGAAGAAUCAGAUAAACAAGAAGAAUCAGAAAAAGAAGGUACGGAACCUUUAAAGAUAGAAGAAGUAGAUUAG